Molecule: messenger RNA, 1167 nt
Organism: Aspergillus puulaauensis
Lineage: Eukaryota; Fungi; Ascomycota; Eurotiomycetes; Eurotiales; Aspergillaceae
Product: zinc-binding alcohol dehydrogenase family protein
Exons: 3
Coding region: 1-1167 (388 amino acids)
Molecular function (GO): oxidoreductase activity, acting on NAD(P)H
Source: RefSeq, a predicted model, not a curated record
AUGACAUUCUCAACCAAAGUAUCCAGAUCCGCCUUCACUUUGAUUUCGAGACCAACUCUUCUCCCACGAAUCUCACCAACAACAACAGCUAAAUCAUCCACUUCACUCGCCGCAACGAUGACAACCAAAGCAAUUAUAUACGUCGAAAAAGGCAAGGCCGCCAUCCAGGAUGUUCCCAUCCCCAGACUCCGCGACGACUACGUCCUCGUCAAGGUGAAUGCCGUCGGCCUUAACCCCACAGACUGGAAACACAUCGACUUUGGAAUGACGGACGCCGGAUCGCGGGUUGGAUGUGAUUACGCUGGGAUUGUAGAGGCCGUGGGUCCGAAGGUCGAGAAGGAAUUCAGGAAGGGCGAUCGCAUCAGUGGUGUUGUUCAUGGCAGUGACCGCACGGAGCACGAAAACGGGGCAUUUGCCAACUAUAUUGCCGCGAAAGGCGAUGUCCAGAUCAAGACUCCUGAAAACAUCAGUGACGAGGACGCUGCUACGCUUGGGAUCUCUGUUGGCACGGUUGGUCAAGGUCUAUACCGAACGCUCGGGCUGCCGUUACCAAUCGGAGACGUGAAGCCUUCAGACGAGUACGUCCUCAUCCACGGCGGCAGCACGGCAACAGGCAUCUACGGAAUCCAGUAUGCGCGGCUAUCAGGAUUAAAAGUCAUUGCGACAUCGUCGCCCCAUAAUUUCGAGUACCUCAAGUCUCUCGGUGCUGAGGAAGUCUUCGAUUACAAGUCACCCACGGCCGGGCCCGAUAUCCGGAAGUACACGAACAACGGCCUCAAGCUUGCGUGGGACUGCACAGGCAGCGGCGGGUCGAUUGUUGCCGCCGGACUGAGCAGCGAGGGCGGGAAGUAUGCGGCUAUCAUGCCGGUGAAUAAGGAGGAAGUUGAAGCUAUCAACGCCAAUAUCGACGGGCCUCAUACGACGCUGAUGUACUCGAUUUUCGGGGAGCGGUUUGUUAAGAGGGACGAGACGCCGCCGAAGCCAGAGGAGUUUGAGUUUGCGAAGAAGUUCUGGGAGAUUUCGAGGGGGCUUCUGGCGGAUGGGAAGUUGAAGGCUCCAAGGACGAUUGUUAAUAAGGGUGGUGAUGGCUUUGAGGGGAUCUUGAAGGGGUUGGAUGAGUUGAGGGCUAACAAGGUCAGUGGCGGGAAGUUGGUUUAUACUCUUUAA